This is a messenger RNA of Sitodiplosis mosellana (orange wheat blossom midge), 805 nucleotides long. RefSeq lists its product as uncharacterized. Bases 18 to 671 code for a protein of 217 amino acids. The transcript is spliced from 2 exons. The record is from RefSeq and is a predicted model, not a curated record. Lineage: Eukaryota; Metazoa; Arthropoda; Insecta; Diptera; Cecidomyiidae.
UCCUUGGUGCAGCUCAAAUGGCUCCAAAUUCAACAAUUGGUAUUAAGAAACGGUUGCGGUGCCCUGGUGUACGGAAACUACUGAACAGCUUCAAGAAACUGCACAAUUGUGUGGUGGUGAUGGUUGACGAAUUCAAAACAUCGCAGACGUGUGCAAAGUGCUUUCGGCCAUUUGAUCGACGUACAAGAAACGACCGCUACAAAGUCUGCCGUCAAUGCAUUCCACAUGCAGCAAAUAUCACGACUGACAAACACCUGAGCAGUGUGAUCAUCAGCAAGAAAAGCAACCGGUCGUAUCAACGAGAGCGACGACAUGUUGUUGCGGAAUAUGAACGAUUGAAUGUACAUCCAGUGUAUUCACAUGGUUUAGUGCCGAAACUCAAUGUAUGGUUCAAAAACUGGCAGCUAAACACUGAUAACACAUGGAACGAUUCACGUCAUCCACAUCAACAGAACACUGUUUGGCAUCGGGAUGAAGUCGCUACCAAGUGCAUAUUGUACAAAGGUCUUUGUAUGAUAAAGGGCUUGGAUGUGCAUCCGCAACUGUCGAGACAACAUCAUGCAGCAGCUGCAGCCGCGCAGAACAAUGCCGAAGGCGACCAAGAUGACAACGAUAGCGACAGCGACGAUGAUUACGUUUACGUUCUCGACGACGUGUCCGAUGAAGAAUAGUUUUUAGUUGAUGUAGGAUUAAGUUUUCAAACAAUAAUAAUUGUAACGUUUUGUUACUUUGCUGGGCUUUGAGUAUUGUGGCCUUGUCCGAAGUACGGGGCUUAGUCGGAUCAUAUAAAAUACCUCGUAGGUGA